Misgurnus anguillicaudatus (oriental weatherfish) is the source of this 1386-nucleotide messenger RNA. The record is from RefSeq and is a predicted model, not a curated record. NCBI's taxonomy places the organism in Eukaryota, Metazoa, Chordata, Actinopteri, Cypriniformes, Cobitidae.
CCCUAUGUUAUAAGAAUGAUUGACUGGUAUGAGGAACACAAUUACCUCAUGUUUGUUACUGUGUACCUAGACGAAUGGAUGCCCUUGCGUAAUUAUAUCUCUACACCUGGAAAACUGCCGGAAGAUAAAGCUCGCAGGCUUAUGCUUCAGUUAGUGAAAGCAGUUGAACAUUGCAUAAAGCACGGGGUGUUUCACAAUGACAUCCAUUUUGGAAACAUCUUGGUGGACAGUGAAGGUGUACAACUGAAGUUAAUUGACUUUGGGAUUGGCCGUCUAAUCAAUGACGCUGCAUACAAAUCCAAAGGACAUAAAGGAGUACCUGAGAAAUAUUCUGAGUUCAUACACAGGGUCAUGCCAAAAAACGUCUUGGACUUAGGUUCUGUGCUAUAUAAGAUGCUGCAUGGAAAAAAGCCCCUUCUUUGGACCCCAAUUAUGGACCCCAAUUUAACCAAGAUGGUUCUGGAUCUGACCAGUCCUGCAACAAAAGCCAGCAUCAGUCUGGACCACACCAAACCAAAAGCGCUAAAGCGCCCCUUUGACUGCAUCCGGAGGGGCAAAGUAAAGACAGUGCCGGAUCCACAGCCUCCAGUCAGUUCGAGCAAUCCUUCUUCAAAGGAUUGCUCAGAUCUGGCCAGUCAGUCGAAGGUGGUUAAAGGUGGUCCAGAAGAACCAACAUCACUAUUUGAAGAUUACCUCCAGAGAAAAAAAAGAUGUGGAGCACCAUGUGAUGCUUCCACACAGCGCAGAUCAGGCACAUCCUGAUGCCACGGAUAAAGCCAGUCUGCCUAUUUCCAAGACUCGUGUGAGUCUUGAAGGAACCGACGCGCAUGUCGGGCAAUCUAAAUACCCGAUGCUGGAUGUGGCCAAAAAUCCAGCGGCUAAAGUGUCCAAAAUUCCUGGGCCUGAAAGUGCUGGUCAGCAGAGACGGAAAAAAACGGGUAAAUCAAGCCCCAAAUGUCUUCUGCCAAAAGGUCCUGGUAAGAAAACAAAAUUGACUGUACUCUCUAAAGCAAUGUUUUUGUUUUCCAUUUCAUUGUUUAUUAUUUCUCUUGUUGUACCUCUGCCUGUAGUUAUCGUAUUAAGUCUUUCAGCGUGUGUUUGAUCCCUUUUCUACUCUGUGAAUAUGUAACCUCAUACAUUUUAUUAUUGUGUGUGUGUUUCAGAAUCUUUUAAUGCUGAUUAUAAGCUUCAUGAUCAGGACGGCAUCAAUAGCAAUGUUGUCACAGGAAUCCGCACAGCUGAUGGCAAAGAGGUACAGUAGGGCACGCGUACUUAUUUCAACAAACAUUGGGCAACCUUAAAAGUUUUGUGCGGUAUCAGGGGUUUUACAAUGUUUUAUCAAUGCUGUCUUGCUCUUUGCAGGUCACCAUCAAGCGUGUGGAGUUG